Molecule: messenger RNA, 7620 nt
Organism: Myripristis murdjan (pinecone soldierfish)
Lineage: Eukaryota; Metazoa; Chordata; Actinopteri; Holocentriformes; Holocentridae
Gene: rptor
Product: regulatory associated protein of MTOR, complex 1
Exons: 36
Coding region: 446-4522 (1358 amino acids)
Biological process (GO): positive regulation of cell growth; TORC1 signaling; cellular response to starvation
Cellular component (GO): cytoplasm; TORC1 complex
Molecular function (GO): protein binding; protein-macromolecule adaptor activity
Source: RefSeq, a predicted model, not a curated record
UCCAACCCAAGAUGGCUGCGCCCUUGCAGAAGUGCUGAAGAAGUGCAUCUCUGGAGAAAUUGUUGGGAUUGCCUCUGAAUUCCGCGGAAACCACUGCACGAAAUCGGCCACCGUGACACGCGGUUAUUUAACAACAACAUACGAGCAGAGUGAUCGACGAGCGGGGUCGGUGCGUGGCGUGGCUGUGGCAGACUGUCCGUGUGAAGAUGGGCCUCGUCUCAAACCCCUUCCCAUAGCGAAGAGCCGUGGGGAGAGGACCCGCAGAUUCCCCUGCAAAUAUCUGCCCGUCGAGCUUGGACUUGACGGGUUUGACAUUAUAUACAGGCUGUGGACGCUGCCGUACAAUUUUCUGUCCAGGAUUGUUUGUGCGACCGUGUCUGUCAUCGUCAGGAGACGGAGAGCUUCCCAAGCCCGGGUUGAUAAUCCUGCCGCACCAAGGGCCUUGAUGAAAAUGGACUCAGAUUUGCUUCAUUCACCGGCCAUGGGCCUCGCUGAGGAGGAGGAGCCUGACAUGAGCGACUGGAAGCUUCCACUGGCCUUCAUGAAGAAACGCCAUUCAGAGAAGAUUGAGGGCUCCAAGGCCCUGGCACAGAGCUGGAGGAUGAAGGACAGGAUGAAGACGGUGAGUGUUGCUCUGGUGUUGUGUCUCAAUGUGGGCGUGGACCCUCCUGACGUAGUCAAGACGUCCCCCUGCGCCAGACUGGAGUGCUGGAUAGAUCCUCUCUCGAUGAGCCAACAGAAAGCCCUGGAGACUAUUGGGGCCAACCUGCAGAAGCAAUAUGAAAACUGGCAACCCAGGGCGCGAUACAAGCAGAGUCUGGAUCCCACGGUGGACGAGGUGAAGAAGCUGUGCACGUCGCUGAGACGCAACGCCAAAGAGGAGCGAGUCCUCUUCCACUAUAAUGGCCACGGAGUGCCCCGGCCCACAGUCAACGGGGAGAUCUGGGUCUUUAAUAAGAAUUACACCCAGUACAUCCCUCUGUCCAUCUAUGACCUGCAGACGUGGAUGGGAAGCCCGUCUAUCUUCGUCUACGACUGCUCCAAUGCAGGCAUCAUCGUCAAGUCCUUCAAACAGUUUGCCCUGCAGAGGGAGCAGGAGCUGGAGGUGGCAGCCAUCAAUCCCAACCACCCGCUUGCCCAGAUGCCCUUGCCGCCCUCCAUGAAGAACUGCAUCCAGCUGGCGGCGUGCGAGGCCAGCGAGCUCCUGCCCAUGAACCCUGACCUGCCAGCUGACCUCUUCACCUCCUGCCUCACCACGCCCAUCAAGAUCGCCCUCCGGUGGUUCUGUAUGCAGAAGAGUGCCAAGCUGGUGCCAGGGGUGACGCUAGACCUCAUAGAGAAGAUCCCUGGCAGACUCAACGACAGGCGCACUCCUCUGGGAGAGCUCAACUGGAUCUUCACCGCCAUCACGGACACAAUCGCCUGGAAUGUGCUGCCCAGAGAUUUGUUCCAGAAGUUGUUUCGCCAGGACCUGCUGGUGGCCAGCCUGUUCCGCAAUUUCCUAUUAGCAGAGAGGAUAAUGAGGUCAUACAACUGCACGCCGGUCAGCAGUCCACGCUUGCCCCCUACAUAUAUGCACGCCAUGUGGCAAGCGUGGGACCUGGCCGUGGACAUCUGCCUCUCUCAGCUGCCUACCAUCAUUGAGGAGGGCACCGCCUUCAGACACAGUCCGUUCUUUGCGGAGCAGCUGACGGCGUUCCAGGUGUGGUUGACCAUGGGUGUAGAGAACAGAAAUCCUCCUGAGCAGCUCCCCAUUGUAUUACAGGUCCUCCUCAGUCAGGUGCAUCGGCUGCGGGCUCUGGACCUGCUGGGACGGUUCCUGGACCUGGGUCCCUGGGCCGUCAGUCUGGCCCUGUCAGUUGGGAUCUUCCCCUAUGUACUGAAGCUGCUCCAGAGCUCAGCCCGGGAGCUACGGCCUCUGCUUGUGUUCAUCUGGGCCAAAAUACUCGCCGUCGACAGUUCGUGUCAGGCUGACUUGGUGAAAGACAACGGUCACAAGUACUUCCUCUCUGUGCUGGCUGACAAUUACAUGCCUGCUGAGCAUCGAACCAUGGCUGUCUUCAUAUUGGCUGUUAUUGUCAACAGCUACAACACAGGACAGAAAGCCUGUCUGCAGGGCAACCUGAUUGCCAACUGUCUGGAGCAGUUGUCGGACCCCCACCCGCUGCUGCGCCAGUGGGUGGCCAUCUGCCUGGGCCGCAUCUGGCAGAAUUUCGACUCGGCUCGCUGGUGUGGAGUCCGGGACAGCGCCCAUGAGAAACUCUACAUCCUGCUCUCAGACCCCAUUCCUGAGGUGAGGUGUGCGGCAGUCUUUGCUCUGGGGACGUUUGUGGGCAACUCUGCUGAGAAGACAGACCACUCUACCACCAUCGACCACAACGUGGCCAUGAUGCUGGCCCAGCUCAUCAACGACGGCAGCCCUGUGGUCCGCAAGGAGCUGGUGGUUGCGUUGAGUCACCUGGUUGUCCAGUAUGAGAGUAACUUCUGUACAGUGGCUCUCCAGUUCAUAGAGGAGGAGAAGAACUACACUGUGCCCUCACCAGCCAACACUUCAGAGCCUGGGAACCAGACGCCGGGGAGGGACAGCCCGGCCAUCCCACGUCUACGCUCAGUCAACUCCUACACCAACAUCCGAGCUGCUACCACCGCUCGCAACCUCAACAAGAGCCUGCAAAACCUCAACCUCAACGAAGAGGGAGGUCCGGCAGCCUUCUCCCCUGGUAACCUGAGCACCAGCAGCAGUGCCAGCAGCACCCUGGGCAGCCCCGACAACGACGAGUACAUCCUCUCCUUCGAGACCAUCGACAAAAUGAGACGGGUGUCCUCAUAUUCCUCCCUCAACUCCCUUAUAGGCGUGUCCUUCAACAGCGUUUACACCCAGAUCUGGAGAGUGUUGCUGCACCUUGCUGCCGAUCCUUUCCCUGAAGUGUCUGAUCUGGCCAUGAAGGUCCUCAAUAGCAUUGCAUACAAGGCGACCAUGAACGCACGGCCUCAGAGGAUCCUGGACUCUGGAUCUCUCACCCAGUCGGCCCCAGCCAGCCCCACCAGCAAGGGCACUCACAUCCACCAAGCUGGCGGCUCUCCUCCGAUGCCCAGCACCAGCAGCUCCAGCCUGACCAACGAGGUGCCCAAGCCUCCGCCUAGGGAGCAGCCGGCCACCAGGCCCCCCUACACCCCCACACUGGGAGGACAGGCGCCCCACUCGCACCAGUUCCCCCGCACUCGCAAGAUGUUUGACAAGGGACCUGAACAGGCAGCUGAGGAUGGGGAUGAGCCGGGUGGUCACAGGAAUUAUAUCAGCGCCACCCUCCAGACGGGCCUGUGUGACUGGAGCGCCAAGUACUUCGCCCAGCCAGUCAUGAAGAUCCCAGAGGAGCAUGACCUGGAGAGCCAGGUGAGGAUGGAGAGGCAGUGGAGGUUCCUCAGAAACGCUCGUGUGAGGAGGCAGAGCCAACGCAUCACACAAAGAGGUGUGUCCCGUCUUGACGAUCAGAUAUUCAUUAACCGCAACCCUGGCGUGCCAUCUGUGGUGAAGUUCCACCCUUUCAACACCUGCAUUGCCGUCGCUGACAAGGACAGCAUCUGUUUCUGGGAUUGGGAGAAAGGGGAGAGGCUGGACUACUUCUACAACGGAAACCCUCGUUACACACGCAUCACUGCCAUGGAGUACCUCAAUGGACAUGAUUGUUCAUUGCUACUCACUGCAACAGAUGAUGGAGCUUUGCGCAUCUGGAAGAACUUUGCUGACCAGAAGAACCCAGAGAUGGUGACAGCGUGGCAGGGCCUGUCCGACAUGCUGCCCACCACUCGAGGUCAGCCCUCCACCAGCGCUCACAGUCUGGCCAGAAGGGUCUCCAUCUAUCUUGACAGGAGUAAGCAAGGAGGUGCAGGCAUGGUGGUGGACUGGGAGCAGGAAACGGGUCUCCUCAUGACCUCUGGAGAUGUCAGGGUGAUCAGGAUCUGGGACACUGACAGGGAGAUGAAGGUCCAGGACAUCCCAACAGGAGCAGACAGCUGUGUGACCAGUCUGUCCUGUGACUCCCAGCGUUCGCUCAUCGUUGCCGGUCUGGGAGACGGUUCUGUACGCGUCUACGACAGGAGGAUGAGCCCCAGUGAAUGUCGAGUGAUGACGUACAGAGAGCACGGAGCCUGGGUGGUCAAAGCCCACCUACAGAAGGAGACAGAGGGACAUAUUAUUAGUGUCAGUGUCAAUGGGGAUGUGCGUUUCUUUGAACCACGGACACCGGACUCUGUCAACGUGCUACAAACGGUGAAGGGGUUAACCGCCCUGGACAUCCACCCACAAGCUAACCUGUUUGCCUGCGGAUCGAUGAACCAGUUCAUCGCCGUGUACAACGCUAACGGGGACGUGAUAAGCAACAUCAAGUACUAUGACGGCUUCAUGGGCCAAAGGAUCGGAGCCAUCAGCUGUUUAGCCUUCCAUCCUUACUGGCCCCACUUGGCAGUGGGCAGCAACGACUACUACAUGUCCAUCUACUCAGCAGAGAAGAGGCUCAGAUAACACACCAGCACUGAACAUCCCCUGAACAUCCCCUCCCCCACAUCACCUUUGACUUCGGACCCUGAGCCCUGGGAGCCAGGAUGUAAAUGACCUUCUGUUGUACAUAUGCAAUUACCACCCUGAAUGUUCUAGUGAUGGCUGCUGACAAAAAAAACUCCUGCAUAUUAUGAACGACUAUAUAUUAUUAUUAUUAUUAUUAUUAUUCUCAUUGUGUAUUCAUAUUCUUAUUCUGAAGCUAAUGAUUGUAGACUUGGCUGUGCUGAGGAGCGUGUAUAUUUAAAUAGCAUAUACAGAAGAUGAUAGGUUCUAUUUUAAGAAGAGGUACCCACCUAUCGCUGGGGCACUUUCCAGCCUCACAGAGCGUGUCACUACCUGAAUGAACUUUGACCCCAGGUACCUGGUGGGGGAGGGGUCACCCAGAGGAUCAACACACACUGUCACACGUAUUCACCGGCGCAGGAAACACGGACUUGCUGGAGCGCUGGACCUCAACGCGUGUUGAAGGCUUCAGUGAAACGGCCCCGCGACAGCCAGCGGACACGGAGAACAGACUUGUGCUACUUUGCUGCGUCGUUGACAAGACGUUUCUAAAGGACCCAGAGAUGGUGGACUAUGCUCCUUUUGCCUGGCAAAAAAUGUACCAGGCAGACGUGGUGUGUGUUUGUGUGUGCGUGUGCGUGCGUGCAUGUGUGUAUGUGUAUUGAAAUGGAUUAUAGCACAGAUGUGCCCCAGAGUGGGCCUUCAUAGCCUUGGACAUAACUGAUGCCCAAAAAGAUGCCCGCUACCAUGCUAGAACGUACCUUCCUGCACAUCCCAGCCCCCAGUGUGCCAAACAUACUUAUCUCUUCUAUGGAAGCCUCUUUGUUAUGGCUCAGGGGGUUAUUUUAGAGGGAAGCCUCUCGCCUCUAUCCAUUGCCCAAAUGAUAUAUUUCCUCAUAGCUAGCACAGUGAGGGGAGAACUGGAGUGGUGGCAAAUGAUAACCCCACUCCAACUCUAAACCCACCCCCACCCAGUCCUUCAGGGACCCUGUGCUCCUUGUCUACCCCACCUAAGCAAUAAACCACUCCCCAGAUCCAGCCUCAAGCUCCCCCCUUACUUAUUUUCAAACCUCCCCUCAAGCCAGAGGUGGACAACAGAACGGUUCCUCGGCAACAGCAGCAGCACAAGCCAUCAGCCGUUUGAGUUGGCCGUGGCUGCCUGAGCCUUUCCUCGACGCUGAACCCCCUCAGCACCCAGAGGUGUGACAAGUGACAACACAGCAAUACAAGCGCCCCCGUUGCUGUUCACAGCAGACUUUAUUUUUUACAUCCUCGGAGUUCCAGAUGGGUGGGGUUUGCUGCAUCACUUCAACACACAUCAGAGACAGGAAAGUUUCUAGUCACAUAAAAGUGUUUUAAAUCAACUUUCCUGUGAUUGUCGAAACUUUCUGCCGUUUGUCAUCUUCCCCAGUGUGGCCAAAGCCCACCCAUCUGCCAUCUAAUUAGGGCAAAACAAACACAGCUGAUGUGUUUGACCCACGUCAGCUGUGCUCUCUGCCCCCAAAUACGCAUGGGUCGCUCACUUUGCCCCUCAUGUGCCAGUCUAAGCCAGCGCUUUCCCUGCCACCGAAUCCCUCGGAUGGCACCUAUCUCACAUCUUUGUCUGGUUUAUAAAAAGUAGAAAUGGAAGCUGACCCUGUGGCUAAUGUAACCACAGUGAGAGACAGCUGCUUAUUCCAGGCUGUCAAGACACCCUGGAGCGCACGGCGCAGUGGGAAGCUCAAUAGUUGUAGGUCACGCAUCUCACCGCACCACAGGGAUCAAUCCCACCCUUUUGGAAAGUUUUUGUUUUCGAUAAAGUCUGCUGUAUGAAUUUUUCCUUCUCUCUUUGUUUUCUUUAAGUUUUAAUUUUGGUUUUAUUGCUGGAGUUUGAAUUGAUGUCGUUUAACAGAGUGGGAGGAGCAGGCACAAAGGAGCAGAUGUGUUGCAUGUGAAGGAGUGGCAUCAGACCUGUGGCACUUUGAAUAACGCACCAAGCGGAGAAGCAGAAUUUCCCUCAGCACUGUACCUGAACAUACUCAGUGUCUCGUGGCCGACGCACACAGGUUUAGUCAGCCUCCUCAGUCCAGCUCAGGUACUCUUCGAGCCACCACAAACCACAGAUGAACAACUGCCAGCCUCUGGGCGUCCUCAGCAUGACGGACAGGUGAGGUCUGCCACCAGGUGAGGUCUGAUGACACUCCACACAUCAUGGAACCUGCAGCUGUUGACCUAAAUGUUACUGUGGUGCUGGUGCUGUUUUGUGAUGAUGCCUCUUUUUUUUUUUUUUUUUUUCAAAAGGGGGUGCUGAGUUUUGUUUUGGUUGUUUUUCUUCACCAUUGACGUGCCUCUCCCCUGGGGCAGCAGCUUUGCUUAUUUAGCUUUUUAUCAUUUUCCUCUUUCUUUUUUGUGUAAUUUUAUGUUUUUAAUUCUAUUGGCAUUUUGUUUGCCUUGGCCUCGGUGAGGUGGAGGGAAGAGAACAGGGACAGCCUUCCCCCCUCUCUCUUUCCCGCACACACACAGACACACUCUCCCCUUCUUGCCAGCCAUGCUCCCCCUCCACCAAAAUUACCCCACCGACCCCCCGACCCCCCUCCUGCUACCUUCAUGCACCUCACCUUUUGCCUCUAACGUCCCAAGCUUUGCUUUUUCACUGUAGAAGGAAUGGACUUUAAAUGCUUUGCCUGUGGACUGAUAAUGACCUGGUAAUACAUGCCGUGCAUUCUGUAUAAACGGCUGCAAUCGCAGUCACCACAUAGUCCCCGCCAUCACCCCGUCACUGAGCUCAAUAGCGCUCUCCAUGGCUCAGCAGGCCUUACUGCAGACCCCUACUGCUUCACUGCCUCAGCCAAAAGUCUUUUGGUGUCGGCCCUCGCUCAGAAUCACUUUCAUCUCUACGUAUCCCGCUUUGAGUUUUAAGAUUUUAGAUCUGGAGAAAAAGAAAGAGACUUUAACGAAGUAGUAGAAAGGAAAAAUGAAAAAACAAUCAGGGUUUGUCUCUGUGACUGUAGACUGCUUUGCUGACUGUGGUUUAUAAGACAGCAGAUGAAAUUGGUGAAAUAAACCAAAUACACACUGAA